AGUUUAAAACACAUUUUGGAAAAACAUGAUGAAGGAGGUGGAUGUUGUGGGAGAAAUUGAACGUCUGUCUUCACUUUUGGACGAGGAUGGCAAACCCAAAAGAACAGGUACAGCAUGGACAGCAAGCGCACAUAUAAUAACAGCAGUGAUUGGUGUUGGAGUGUUGUCUUUGGCUUGGGCCAUGGCCCAGUUGGGAUGGAUAAUUGGCAUAUCCUCAAUCUUGCUCUUUGCAAUUGUCAAUCUCUAUACUUCAAAUCUUCUAGCAGAUUGUUAUAGAUCACCAGAUCCUGUCACUGGCAAGAGGAACUGCACUUACAUGGAGGCUGUGAGAAUCAACUUAGGUGGUAAAAUGCACAUGUUGUGUGCAUUUGUCCAGUACAACAGCCUUAUUGGGCCAGCAAUUGGCUACACAAUAACUACAGCUAUAAGUGUGGUGACAAUUCGAAAAACUAAUUGUUUCCACCAGAAUGGAAUCGCAUCUUCGUGUCAGUUUUCAACUAAUCCAUACAUGAUUGGUCUUGGAAUUGUUGAAAUAUUUUUGUCACAAAUCCCCCAUUUUCACAAGCUCUCGUGGCUCUCAAUCUUAGCUGCAGCCACGUCUUUUGGUUAUGCAUCAAUUGGUGCUGGACUCUCUCUUGCUCUAAUCAUCCAAGGGAUUGAAGCAGGGAAAGGAAAAGGUACCUCUUUAAUGGGGGGAAGCAAAAAACUGAGUCCAAUAGACAACUUCUGGAAAAUUUUCAUUGCACUGGGAAACAUUGCACUUGCUAGUUGUUAUUCUCAAAUUGCCAUUGAUAUUCAGGAUUCUUUGAGAUCAUCACCACCAGAAAAUAAAAUAAUGAAGAUGGCAAAUAAAAUAGGUAUAUCCACGAUGACAUGUCUUUUCUUGGUAUGUGCAUGCUCUGGCUAUGCUGCAUUUGGCUCAGAAACACCUGGCAACAUCCUAUUGAGCUCUGGCUUUAAAGAGCCUUUUUGGCUAAUUGACUUGGCUAAUGUCUUCAUUAUUGUGCACUUGGUUGGAGCAUAUCAGGUUGUUGUGCAACCGAUUUUUAGUGGAGUUGAAACAUGGGCUAGCCAAAGGUGGCCAAGCUCAAGUUUUGUUAAUGGAGAGUACCCGAUGAGCAUUGGGAAAAUGAAGUUGAACCUUAACUUCUUUAGGCUAGUUUGGAGGAGCAUGUUUGUGGUGGUAGUGACUGUUUUGGCCAUGGCAAUGCCCUUUUUCAAUGAGAUACUUGCCCUUUUGGGGGCCAUUGGGUUUUGGCCAUUAACUGUAUAUUUUCCUGUGGAGAUGUACAUUGUAAGAAAGAAGAUAAAAAAAGGAACAACUAGAUGGUUUGGACUUAAAACCUUGAGCAUGGCUUUCAUGUUAUUGUCGGUGGCUAUAGCAUGCGCUGCCAUCCAUGGGGUGAAUCAAAGUCUUCACAAGUACAAGCCCUUCAUGUAUAAGGAGUAGCUGAAGAGUGUAAUGUGCUAACUGUAAAAGUUUGCUUUAGAAUAAAUGGAGAUGAAAAGGAAAAAAUUUAAGGUGACGUGUUACUUUUUUUUU
Molecule: messenger RNA, 1543 nt
Organism: Cajanus cajan (pigeon pea)
Lineage: Eukaryota; Viridiplantae; Streptophyta; Magnoliopsida; Fabales; Fabaceae
Source: RefSeq, a predicted model, not a curated record